Molecule: messenger RNA, 1887 nt
Organism: Schizosaccharomyces osmophilus
Lineage: Eukaryota; Fungi; Ascomycota; Schizosaccharomycetes; Schizosaccharomycetales; Schizosaccharomycetaceae
Gene: fkh2
Product: DNA-binding forkhead transcription factor Fkh2
Exons: 2
Coding region: 1-1887 (628 amino acids)
Biological process (GO): regulation of transcription by RNA polymerase II
Molecular function (GO): RNA polymerase II cis-regulatory region sequence-specific DNA binding; protein binding; DNA-binding transcription factor activity, RNA polymerase II-specific
Source: RefSeq, a predicted model, not a curated record
AUGGCCUCACACAAGUUAGAAAAUGAUUCAGGGAGUUACUCUGAAAUCGAAGAAAACAAAGAAGAAUUGGGAUCGAAAAAACAGACGAAAACAGAGCCUGAAGCGGACGUUAAAUCGAAUGGACGUCUCGAGUCGCGAAUUUCGAAAUUGACAGUCCCAGGACAUGAAAUGAGGAUUGUUGAGGACUACUCAAACAAAAAGAACGCCGAACGACAUUCGGGAGAGAUUCAAGCGUAUGCCAAAUUCGCUGGUAGUACAUGGACAUAUUACGUUAAGAAAAUUCGACUAAUUCUUGGUCGUGAGCCUGCAAACCAAUCCGUAAAAGGCAAAGAAGAAGAUAAUGAAGAGGUAGACAUGAAUUUUGGACCGUCGAAAGUGGUUAGUCGCAAGCAUGCUGUUGUUGAGUACAAUAUGCAGGGUCAAACAUGGAACUGCACAAUUUACGGGAGAAACGGUGUUAAGGUAGAUGGAAAGUUAUACAAACCAGGAGAGGUUGUGAACCUUUCUAGUGGAUCAAUUCUCGAUGUUGCGGGACUGCAAAUGAUGUUUGUUUUGCCGAACGCAUCUGAGCAAACUAUCACGGAGGAGAAAGUUGGGGAAGAAAUGGAAGAAGCUGAGAAAUCAGAGGAAUCGUCGGCGACCAUAGAAAACAGCGUCUAUGACAAUAGAAAACCUCCCUAUAGUUAUUCAGUAAUGAUUGCUCAAGCCAUUCUCUCCUCUCCCGAUUGCAUGAUGACACUUUCCAAUAUUUACAACUGGAUUUCGACUCAUUAUCCAUAUUACAGAACGACAAAAAGCGGAUGGCAGAAUUCCAUUCGACACAAUUUGUCUUUAAACAAAGCUUUUAGAAAGGUUCCUCGGAAGUCCGGCGAACAAGGCAAGGGUAUGAAAUGGUCAAUCGAACCCGAAUUUCGGGAGGAGUUUAUCGCGAAGACUAAAAAAACACCCUACAAAAAAACGCCUCCCCCAUUUCUUUGCACACCUCCUUUCACGUUGAAGAGAGAAAACUCAGACCCUGAGCAUACGUCCCCUCCUAUCCCUACCCCAGUUCGCCAUCAGUCUCCUUCUACUCCCAAAAGGGAAGGUUCUCCUAUGACUGAAGAAGCUCCUUCUGAAUCCAAAGACAAGGAAGGCGGCUCUUACAAGACGCCGACCAGAGCUGUACUGUCCGAUAUUAUAGCUAGUCAAGAUUAUUCUCCUGAUCCAAGUACAAUUUCUCAGUCGAAAAAUCCUGCGUCGGCUUCGCCUGCAACAAACGCGGCGUAUUCCACUUCUUCUCCCGCACCUUUUUGGAAGUACGUGGCUGUUCCAAAUCCCCAUGAUUGGCCUCACGUUGGUUCUUAUGAUACAAUAUCCCCCUACAGAAAUCCUUUAAACAACCAUAUGGUGUAUUCUCAAUUGCCCCAACCAUCUCCUAAAAAAAUCGAUGAGCAAAUGCACGAUUUGCAAGGUGUAGAUUUAGCAAAUGGUUUUGAAGGAAUUAGUUCGUGGAGGGAAUCAAUGGUGCAAAAGUUACGCACUGCAAAUUCUGGUACUUCAGCACCUGCUUCUCCGUUAGGUGCUUCCACAUCUCCAGCAAAUCCUCCACGAGCCUGGGGCAGCGUUUCUGAGCCAAUCCCUAAUCGGUCUACGGAGGUUGAGAAUAAGCAGCAGUUGGAAACUUCCGUUGUUGCUGGUAGUGAUAAUGACCAUGCGGUCCGUGCAAUUUUAGAUGCCAGUGUCUCUAUGGAAAAGCAACCGAAUGUUCAGCAACCGGCUGAAUUUACCCAAACAGGACAAGCACCUCAACCUGCUUUAGGAGCGACAGCACAAGCACAUAUUGAAGAGCAUCCAUCAGCUCAGCACUAUAUACAAGCAUCAAAUACUGAUGUGAGAAGCAACAUUUAA